Molecule: messenger RNA, 1536 nt
Organism: Naumovozyma castellii
Lineage: Eukaryota; Fungi; Ascomycota; Saccharomycetes; Saccharomycetales; Saccharomycetaceae
Gene: SHQ1
Product: Hsp90 cochaperone SHQ1
Exons: 1
Coding region: 1-1536 (511 amino acids)
Source: RefSeq, a predicted model, not a curated record
AUGAUCACACCAAGAUUUAAAGUCACCCAGGAUGAUGAAUUUCUACACAUAAAGAUUGGGAUAAGCAAUAUUCGAUUCAAUGCGGCCGGUUUGGAAUUAGUAGUGGAGGAAAACGUAUUCAUAUGCCAUUUAUCACCAUACUAUUUAAGAUUAAGAUUUCCUCAUGCCUUGGUAGAUGAUGAAAGAUGUAAUGCCGCUUUUAAUUCUAAGGAGGAAUGUAUUGAUGUGAAAGUGCCCAAGUUGAAUAAGGGACAGUUUUUCGAUGAUUUAGAUUUCCCUACUAAAUUGUUAGCUAGACAAGGUGACCUAGUGGCUGCAGAUGAGAUUAGUACUAAGACCGUGAAAAAGGGACCAUUAAUACAGGAAAUCGGGGGCACUAGUACUUCUACCGGUUUAAAAGAUUCAAUAGAGGAAAUUAGGGCCGCAGGGAAAGAAUUUAAUUGGGAGAUUGAACAAAAUGUUGUAAAUAAUGACAAUGCUGGCCUACUUGGUAAUAAAUAUGGAUUUAACAAUGGAUAUGAUUCUAUCAUUGGAGUAUCACUAUCUAAUGGUAAUGAUAUUAACGAGUUGGAUAAUCCGGAGAGUACAACUGCGGAAGAUCGAGUUCUCGAAAGAUUAAAGAAGGAAGACCUUCAAUUUGACGAGGGUUACUAUCUUCAUGAAUACAUGGUUUUAAGAACUAACGAUGAAGAAGAGUUGGAAAUCAGUAGAAUUAAAGUGCUACUAGAUUAUACUGUUCCCUUAGUAAAAACAUACCUAAAAUGGUAUAAGAAUACACCUGAUGAAGCCAAAAUAGCAUCCGGUGGUGUGAUGCCUAUUGAAUUUACAGAGAAGGAGCAAGAACAGAUGCACGAUCAUCUACCCAAGAAAGAAUAUUUGGUUGAUAAUAAUGAAAUCAAAGCACUCUAUAUCACCAUAUUGAAUGUUUUAUUUGGAUAUGUUUUUGAACAAAUUGAAAAUGAAGGUAUCCAUAGUACAGAAAGUGCAUGGACAAUUGGGAAGUUAGUACCACAAAUUGCCUUUUUAGAUCAACAAUUAAUAUCGGAGAAAGAUGACAAUAAGCAUAUAUCGAUCAUUAAGGCGUCGUUGUUAUCCGGAAUUAAGAAUUCUUUAAGUUGGACAUUACACAGAAAUUUUGACCUAUCGAUAAAGGCAUGGAAGCAAGUGUAUUACCUUCUAACCGGGGGUAAAAAAUUGGUAGUACGUGCCCUGUUAGACGUUCAUGAAGUGUUCAGAUUUCAUGAUGUUUAUUACGUAUACGAUAAAAUUUUGUUAUCGGAUCUGUGUUCCUGGUUUAUUAAUCAAGGUUCUGAAGUAAUUGUUAAGAGUUUGGCUGUGGAUAUGAAGAGAGAGUUGGAUAACAUUACCAAGGAAGAUGUCACAUUUGUGUCCAUUGUCGAGGGAACAGAAGAGGGACAAAUGACGACAUGGUACACGGAGACGCUGGCGGGAUUGGAAUCCCUAGCAGAGGCGGAUGUAGAGGCAGCAACAGCACAAGCACAAGCACAGGAUACUGCUAACAAUUCCAAUAUAUAG